AUGGCCAUGAGGAAGGAUACACUCUUUUGCCCCCCGCGGCUGUUGGUGUUGCUCGUGCUUGGUUCAUUGCUGGCACCAUCACACCAGGAAGGCGACUUCGACAAGUGGGUGACACUGCGGCUGACGACUAAUGUUGGUAAAUCUACUGGUGGAGGUAAGGAUCCCGAACUCACCUCUGCCGAGUCUAGUAGAGUUAACAAUGGGAUCGAGCCCAACAACGACUUGGGCGGCGAAAAUGGUUACUACAAGACCAUCAGUGAGUCCAUCGCCAACAUCCCCGAUAACAGCACCAGCCGCUAUGUUCUCACUCUCCAAGCGGGCACUGUAUUUCGUGAGAAGGUGUUCCUAAACAAAAGCAAGCCAUUUGUCACCUUCAAGUCCGAUCCUAAGAACCCUACCACCAUCGUCUGGAACGACACCGCCACCACCUUGGGCAAGGAUGGAAAGCCCCUUGGCCCCGUCGGCAGUAGCACCGUAACCAUAGAAUCUGAUUAUUUCAUCGCGUAUGGCAUCAUCUUCAAGAAUGAUGCACCAUUGCCAAAGCCGGGGGCUAACAAAGGCCAAGCGCCGGCGCUAAGGGUGUUGGGAACAAAGGCAACCUUCUAA
Miscanthus lutarioriparius is the source of this 606-nucleotide messenger RNA. The record is from the annotation of a GenBank genome assembly. NCBI's taxonomy places the organism in Eukaryota, Viridiplantae, Streptophyta, Magnoliopsida, Poales, Poaceae.